Exophiala bonariae is the source of this 1515-nucleotide messenger RNA. RefSeq lists its product as uncharacterized. The transcript is spliced from 10 exons. Gene Ontology annotation, cellular component: membrane. Gene Ontology annotation, molecular function: transmembrane transporter activity. The coding region runs from base 1 to 1515 and encodes 504 amino acids. Gene Ontology annotation, biological process: transmembrane transport. The record is from RefSeq and is a predicted model, not a curated record. NCBI's taxonomy places the organism in Eukaryota, Fungi, Ascomycota, Eurotiomycetes, Chaetothyriales, Herpotrichiellaceae.
AUGUCGAAGCAGAUCGAGCCUAUUGUUACGAAUGAUGAUGGUGACCACCAACCUCCCAUCCAAUCCGUGCCCAAAAGGCCAUGGAAGAGCUACAUCUGGGACACGUUCGAUAAAUCGCCGGAGGAGCGAAAAUUUCUAUUCAAGCUCGAUGCAGGGAUGUUGACUUUCACGUGCCUAGGGUAUUUCAUAAGAUUUCUUGAUCAGGCGAAUCUGAACAAUGCCUUCGUCUCUGGAAUGAAAGAGGAUCUGAACAUGUUGGGAAAUCAAUACAACUACGCACAAACCCUGUGGACUGUGGGCUACAUCAUUGGCGAAAUUCCCAGCAAUCUCGUCUUGACCAAGAUACGGCCUUCGAUCUGGAUCCCAACCCUCGAACUCAUAUGGUCGGUCUUGACGAUAUGCACCUGUCGAGUAACCAGUGUCAAUCAGCUCUACGCAUUGCGUUUCUUCAUUGGAUUAGCAGAAGCCGGGUUCUUCCCAGGUGUGAUGUACAUGCUCGGUUCCUGGUAUGGUAAGAAUGAACUUGGGAAGCGCUCAGUCAUCUUCCACGUCUCAGGCGCUCUUGCGACCAUGUUCUCAGGUUACUUGAUGACCGCCGUCAUCGGUCUUGGUGGAAGACUUGGUCACCGUGGUUGGCAGUGGCUAUUCAUCAUGGAUGGAGUUAUUUCCUUGCCAGUGGCUGUCUCGAGCUUCUUCUUUCUGCCCGAUCUUCCGCACAACACCCGUGUCUUUUACCUGAACAAAGAUGACCUAGCGCUCGCCGAGCAGAGAAUCAAAAGUUUUGGCCGUGCAAAGCGAGAAGGGUUUUCGAAAGAGAAGCUGCGGAAGAUCUUUUCAAGAUGGCAUAUCUGGGUGUUCCCUCUGAUGGCCGUCUUCGGCGGUGGUGCAUCUGGAGUUGGUCAACCGUUCUUUGCUUUCUAUCUCAAACAGUCCAAGAAUCCGAAAUACACGCUCGCUCAAAUCAACAACUAUCCCACGACCCAGGCUGCGGUCAUGGUGGUUGCAGAACUGACAUACGCUUGGAUUGCAGAUGGCCCUCUUAACGGUAAAAGAUGGCCUGUCAUGCUGUUCGCUGCGACCCUGAGUCCCGUCUUCUGGAUCUCUCUGUUGGUGUGGAAUAUCCCUGAAUGGUGGCGCUGGUUUUGCUACAUCACACUCCAGCAAGUCAUUGCCCUUGUCCCGUUGAACCUGAUAUGGGCGAAUGAAGUAUGCUCAGACGACAACGAAGAACGCGCUCUCGUGGUCGCUGUGAUCAACACCAUCCAAUACGCACAGUCGGCUUGGCUGCAACUCCUGAUUUGGAAACAGACCGACUCGCCGCGGUAUAAGAAAGGCUUUCCCACGGCUAUUGCAUUCAGCUUUGUCGUCAUUGGAAUCAUCUUCCUCAUCAGGCAUCUCGCCAAGAGGGAGGCCGAACAGAAGAAGUCUCAGCGUGAUCAGAUCGAAAGUGACAGUGGAGUGGUGAGCAGCUCGAAUGCUUCUGAGGUGGCUGUUGAGCCAGGGAAGAGCGGAUGA